This is a messenger RNA of Seriola dumerili (greater amberjack), 1547 nucleotides long. Its product is annotated as homeobox protein engrailed-1-B-like. Lineage: Eukaryota; Metazoa; Chordata; Actinopteri; Carangiformes; Carangidae. Gene Ontology annotation, molecular function: RNA polymerase II cis-regulatory region sequence-specific DNA binding; DNA-binding transcription factor activity, RNA polymerase II-specific. Gene Ontology annotation, cellular component: nucleus. The record is from RefSeq and is a predicted model, not a curated record. The transcript is spliced from 2 exons. Bases 284 to 1156 code for a protein of 290 amino acids. Gene Ontology annotation, biological process: regulation of transcription by RNA polymerase II; multicellular organism development; neuron differentiation.
AGAGUUUAGGAAGAGCGGAUACACAGAUAUUAUGCUGCACCGGAGAGAGGCAGGGACACUGGUUAUAACGUGGAGCUGCGCGCUAUGCCCGGUCUCGGACGGCUAUUAGGAGACGACAUGUCGCCGCAGUAGGUGAUAUUAUAAAUGAGCACAGGUAUUUAUUCUAGCGAAGAGACUUGUUUUUACAUGCUGUCUGUCUAAAUUGGAUACCGAAGGGGGCGGGAGAGCGAGCAACAAGUGGAGUUUGGCGUGGAGAGGCCGAAAUUUCUCACCGCCACCAGCUAUGGAAGAGCAGAAGGAGCCCACCAGCGGCCGGGACUCGACCGAGGAGGAGAGCAUGUCUCUGUCGCCAAACCUCCCAUCCCCUCCCAUGAUUUUACCGCACCAGGCCGCGCAGCAGGCCCACAGAACCACGAACUUUUUCAUAGACAACAUCCUCCGGCCGGACUUCGGCUGCAGAAAGGAGCCGAGCUACCGCGACCGGAGCCAGACGCCGGGCAGAGAGAACGUCAACCCGCUGGGGGCGAGGCCGCCGGCGCACACCGGCAGCCUCUGCCUGGACUCCAACUGCAGCAGCGACAGCACCUCGUCGUCGCCUUCCUCUUCCUCGUCGUCCACGUCCUCGUCGCCUUCGUCCAAGCAGAACUCGUCGAAACAAGGCGAAGCGGCGAGCAACGGGACUGGCAGAUACGCAGACAGCCCCUCGUCAAUAAUGAUUAUGAGUGGCAGCAAUGGAGGCUCAACGUCCACAACGAAAGAAAGCCAGCCGCUGUUGUGGCCCGCUUGGGUUUACUGUACACGGUACUCGGACCGGCCCUCAUCUGUUUCCACGCCAGGCCCAAGGACACGGAAACUGAAAAAGAAGAAGAACAGCAAGGAGGACAAGCGGCCCAGGACAGCGUUCACGGCCGAGCAGCUGCAGAGACUGAAAACCGAGUUCCAGGCCAACCGGUACAUAACGGAGCAGCGGAGACAGUCUCUGGCCCAGGAACUCAACCUGAACGAGUCCCAAAUUAAAAUCUGGUUCCAGAAUAAGAGGGCCAAGAUUAAAAAGGCCAGCGGCUACAAGAACGGCCUGGCCCUGCAGCUCAUGGCUCAAGGACUUUACAACCAUUCAACGACCACCGUGCAGGAGGAAAAGGAGGACAGUGAAUAAGAGGCCCGGACAUUUCCCCUGCUGAGGGCCGCUGCCUGACUCUUUUGACUUUUGGAGCUAAUAAAAAAUAAAAAAAUAAAAAAAAAUGAACUGGAAGAGGGGAAAACGCUAUUUAAAAACACAGAUUUCUGUUAUGGUAACAGUAUAUGGACAUAAUUAUAUAAAUGAACGAUCGUUAUUAAAGUUUAUAUAGCCACACAGUUAUCAUGUUGUAUACAGUAUAUUUAAUUUCAGCCUCAUCUCCCACCUCAUCGUUUCUGUCUGUUCUCACUGUUUUUAGAUUGUCGGAUUGGCUCUAUAUAGGUUCUUGUGGUCUCCUGUCCCCCAUAUUUGCGCCAUAUUUUCCUUCAACACAUCAGUCGCAGACUCAGACAAGCCAAAGAUUUUAAUA